Nerophis lumbriciformis (worm pipefish) is the source of this 1704-nucleotide messenger RNA. NCBI's taxonomy places the organism in Eukaryota, Metazoa, Chordata, Actinopteri, Syngnathiformes, Syngnathidae. The record is from RefSeq and is a predicted model, not a curated record.
AUGAGCAUCUUUUGUGGCGACGUCGAUCAUAUGUACGAGUUUCCUGCUCAUUACAAAGUCAUGAUGGACAAACUGAAUGAACAGCGACAAUUGGACCAGUUCACAGACAUCACUUUGAUUGUAGAUGGGCACCAAUUCCGAGCACACAAGGCAGUGUUGGCAGCAUGCAGUCAGUUUUUUCACAAGUUCUUCCAAGAUUUUACUCAAGAACCCCUGGUGGAAAUUGAAGGAGUAAGUAACAUGGCAUUCCGCCAACUGAUGGAGUUCACAUACACAGCCACGUUAGCUGUUGCAGGAAAGGAAGAAGCCUUCGACAUCUGGAAGGCUGCCGAAUACCUCCAGAUGCAGGAAGCCAUCAAGGCACUCACCAACAAGAUAACUGAUUCUUCAUCGGUGACGCCAAAGAACAACAGUAUAAAGAGGAAGAUUGCCGAGACAUCUUGCGUCAUCACAGAAGCCCUACCUAUGGUGGAGGGGGAGCAGGUGGAGAUAGAGAUGAUAGCAGAUGGUGCAAUUGAGGUAGAGGAGUCUGGGCUGGAGGAAGUAGUGGACGCGGCAAAGAAUGCCCAAUCAAAUGAUUCCGCUUUGGCUCUCCUUGCUGACAUCACCAGCAAGUAUCAGCAGGAGGAACCCUCCAUACAGGUCAUUAAGAAGGGAGAUAUAGAAGAGGAAGUUUUGUAUCAGGAAGAAACGGUGACUGCCUCUAAGGUGCUGGAGAAUGCAGACCUGCCGCAAGUCCAGUUUUCCCAAUUGGACAAUGCUUUUCGUUGUAGCAAGUGUGACCGAACCUUCAAGUUGUACUACCACCUUAAGCAGCACCUGAAAACGCACCUGAAUCUGCUGAAGAAGCAGCACGUGUGCAGCCACUGUGGCAAAGCUUACACGCGGGAGGGUGCCUUGAAUCAGCAUUUGAAUGCUUUCCAUUUUGAUGCGGAGGAGCAGGCCCAAAACCAGAAAGCCCCAAAGAGAGUUCACAUUUGCGAAUACUGCAAAAAGCACUUCGACCACUUUGGACAUUUUAAGGAACACCUUCGAAAGCAUACUGGUGAAAAACCAUACGAGUGCCCAGACUGUCAUGAACGAUUUGCGAGGAACAGCACACUCAAGUGCCAUAUGGCGGCCUGUCAAAAUGGCGCCGGAGCCAAGAAAGGACGCAAGAAACUCUAUGAAUGCCAGGUAUGUAGCAGUGUGUUCAACAGCUGGGACCAAUUCAAAGACCAUCUUGUGAGCCACACUGGACACAAACCCAACCAUUGCACGAUGUGUGACUUGUGGUUCACUGCCCCCCAAGAGCUAAAGGCCCACCUUAAAGACGUUCACUCCAUUGAGGAAGAAAAAUCAAGCGAAGAACAGGUCAUCACUGACACCGCAGCCACAGCAGCUCUCACCAUCACCACGCAGAACAUUGAGACCACAGAGACGGUGCUGUUGGACGACGGCAUCCAGGUUGAGCACGUAACGGUAAACCCCAUUGAGGUGAUAGAGAUGGAGGAGACGACUACAGUCGUGGUGGAGGACGGUGGUGUUGCAGAGAUGUGCGAGGAGGAUGUGGAGAGACUGAAACAAGCCGGCAUACAGAUCCAAAUGGUCCGCGUGUCCUCCAAGGAGCUGAAUGAGCAGGAGGUGGCGCAGGCUCAGGUGGAAGUGGAGUUGGACUCUGAGAUGAUGAACGUGGAGGAAACAAUACAAACAGUGGUUGUAUGA